AUGGGCGCCCGUAUCCAUGCCUACUUUCUCCGCCUUGGAUUAUCCCAUGAAGAGGCUUCUGAAUUACACUUGAAAUAUUAUACUCAAUAUGGUCUUGCAUUGCGCGGUCUAACCAGGCAUCACGACGUUGACCCCCUAGAUUUUGACCGUCAAUGUGAUGGAUCUCUACCACUCGAGGAUAUGAUCGCUUACGAUCCAACUGUCAGAAAGCUUUUUCAGGACAUUGAUACCUCCAAAGCUCGCAUCUGGGGAUUGACUAACGCAUAUCGACCGCAUGCGGAACGUGUUCUACGCAUCUUAAAGCUGGACGAUCUAAUUGAAGGACUUGUGUACUGUGACUAUCUCGUCAAGGAUUUUGUCUGUAAACCUGAACCAGAAUACUACGAAAUGGCAAUGAAGCAGGCGAAUGUUACAGACCCCUCGAAAUGCUAUUUUGUCGACGACAACCGUAAAAACGUUGACGCGGCCCGUAAACUGGGCUGGGCGCACUGUGUGCAUUUCUGUGAAAAGGGACUCGAAGCUAUGGAAGGUGGAAGGAUCAAAGAAAUUGACGACGCAAGGGAACCUGGUGCUACUGACAAUGAUGUGAUUGAUAUCACGACAUUGGAGGAUUUGAGGACAGUCUGGCCUGAGAUCUUCAAACAAUCGUGA
Molecule: messenger RNA, 651 nt
Organism: Psilocybe cubensis
Lineage: Eukaryota; Fungi; Basidiomycota; Agaricomycetes; Agaricales; Agrocybaceae
Exons: 5
Coding region: 1-651 (216 amino acids)
Biological process (GO): nucleotide catabolic process; pyrimidine nucleobase metabolic process
Molecular function (GO): nucleotidase activity
Source: RefSeq, a predicted model, not a curated record